Molecule: messenger RNA, 639 nt
Organism: Symphalangus syndactylus (siamang)
Lineage: Eukaryota; Metazoa; Chordata; Mammalia; Primates; Hylobatidae
Product: claudin-6-like
Cellular component (GO): membrane; bicellular tight junction
Molecular function (GO): structural molecule activity
Source: RefSeq, a predicted model, not a curated record
AUGGCCUCUGGCAGAAUGCAGAUCCUGGGAGUCGUCCUGACACUGCUGGGCUGGGUGAAUGGCCUGGUCUCCUGCGCCCUGCCCAUGUGGAAAGUGACCACUUUCAUCGGCAACAGCAUCGUGGUGGCCCACGUGGUGUGGGAGGGCCUGUGGAUGUCCUGCGUGGUGCAGAGCACUGGCCAGAUGCAGUGCAAGGUGUACAACUCACUGCUGGCGCUGCUGCAGGACCCGCAGGCUCCAUGUGCUCUCUGUGUCAUUGUCCUCCUCGUGGCCCUGUUCGGCUUCCUGGUCUACCUUGCUGGGGCCAAGUGUACCACCUGUGUGGAGGAGAAGGAUUCCAAGGCCCGCCUGAUGCUCACCUCUGGGAUUGUCUUUGUCAUCUCAGGGGUCCGGACGCUAAUCCCAGUGUGCUGGACGGUGCAUGCCAUCAUCCAGGACUUCUAUAACCCCCUGGUGGCUGAGGCCCAAAAGCGGGAGCUGGGGGCCUCCCUCUACUUGGGCUGGGCGGCCUCAGGCCUUUUGUUGCUGGGUGGUGGGCUGCUGUGCUGCACUUGCCCCUCGGGGGGGGUCCCAGGGCCCCAGCCAUUACAUGGCCCGCUACUCAACAUCUGCCCCUGCCAUCUCUCGGGGGCCCUCUGA